Molecule: messenger RNA, 339 nt
Organism: Symbiodinium necroappetens
Lineage: Eukaryota; Dinophyceae; Suessiales; Symbiodiniaceae
Source: the annotation of a GenBank genome assembly
AUGAAAAAGCGAAAAGAUUCGUUUGAAUCGGAUCUGCAAGCUCUUUGGGUUGGCUUGGAAGGAUCCAAAAACCCAUCAGGAAUGCUGAUGAUGAAGCUGAAAGACAUGCGAAUGGGGACUUUCAAGGGCAUGACGGCAUUGAACAAGAAGAUCCAAGACUUCGCCAAGAGAAAUCGCCUGGACGCACAGGCUGCUGUAAAGCUGGCGGAGGUGAUGGAAAACCGUGACGAUGUGGACGGGGACCUGAUGAAACUUGCGAAGCAUCUCGAGCGCUCCAACAAGCCCUCCUCCCUGGUCAUGAUGAUGCUCCGGGACCUCCGCGAGGGGAAGCCCGUCAAG